AUGGAGAACACUGCGACAAAAUUCUCAUCUCCAGAAAAUGACGAGAAGACAGUUGAACGAAACCCUGGCUCCAGCGAUUCCAAAAUCGACGGCUCUAGACUGAGGUUAGAGACUAAACCAGUUGAUGAGGUUGGGUACCAGGUGGAAUAUGUAUCCGGAGUGAAGUUAGCAAUUAUUAUUGCAAGUGUCGCAUUUUCCUGUUUUCUCGUUCUAGUAGAUAAUAUGAUCGUUAGUACGGCUAUUCCGCGAAUAACUAAUCAGUUCAAAUCUCUCAGAGAUGUUGGGUGGUACGCCAGUGCAUAUCAGUUUGGAAGUGCAGCUCCACAGCCUUUGACAGGCAAAAUUUACACCCAUUUCAAGACGAAGUGGGCCUUCCUGACCUUCUUCGCAAUCUUCGAGCUAGGAUCGCUUUUAUGUGGUGUGGCCGAUUCUUCUGCUAUGCUGAUAUGCGGCAGAGCCGUCGCUGGUUUGGGCGCUGCCGGCAUUCUAAGUGGUGCUCUUACUAUAAUUUCUAGCUGCGCAGCGCCAGAGAAACGUGCAAUUAACCAGCUCGGACUCGUCGUAGGACCGUUACUCGGUGGCGUAUUCACGACGUUCACUACGUGGCGCUGGUGCUUUUACAUCAAUCUGCCCCUCGGAGCUGUCUCAGAGAUUGCCAUUAUCUUACUUCGCAUUCCCGAACAAACGCGCAAAGCGCCGAUUCGAACUAUUCUUCCUAAGCUACAUCACUAUCUCGACUUGCUCGGAUUUUGUCUUUUUGCACCAGCCAUAGUGAUGCUUCUUCUCGCACUUCAAUAUGGAGGGAAUCAGUUUGCAUGGAACUCUUCACAAGUUAUCGGGCUAUUCUGCGGCUUUGCAGCAAAUAUUGUUGUUUGGUAUUGGUGGAAUAGUCGGCUUGGUGACAAAGCCAUGCUCCCGCUUUCCUUGGUUAGCAAACGGGUUGUCGCGAUGGCUGUUUUCUACCAGGCCUUCAUUAUGGCCUGUCUUUACGGAGCGAUCUAUUUUCUUCCCAUAAAUUUCCAGGCUAUCCUAAAUACAAAUGCCAUGCUCAGCGGUGUGUACUUGCUGCCAACAAUUCUUUCGCAGCUAUUUAUGGCCGGACUUUCGGGUCCAAUGAUAAUGAAAGUGGGAUAUUUGAUCCCCUUCGCGAUUUUCUCGACGGUUCUCAUGUCCAUUGGCGCUGGCUUGUAUUCGACACUAGGUCCUAAUAGUUCAAGUGGAAAAUGGGCUGGAUUUCAGGUCCUUUCUGGAAUCGGCUCAGGCGCUGGUCUUCAAGUGACUAUCAUUGCGAUACAAGCAGCAACAACAGGAGAAGAGCUUUCAUCUGCGAUGACAUUCCUUAUCUUUGGACAAACAUUAGGUCCUGCUAUCGUCCUGGUUAUAUGCAACGUAAUCUUUGAUAGCGCUCUUGAAUCACAACUUCCCCAGCAUGCACCACACAUCAACGCUACUGCCAUUAUCGACGCUGGAGCUACAGGAUUCCGAGCCUUCGUUGGUGAAGCUGAUCUUCCCGGUGUUUUAUUGGCAUACUCUAAUAGUAUAGAUCGCGCUUUCUACUUAGUGGCUGCUAUGGGCGUAAUGUGUGGGUUCGUUCUUUGGGGAUUGGGUUGGCAAAAUGUGAGCAUGAAAGCGACGGAUGAACAGGAUGGACAGGAUGAACAAGUGAAAGACAGCACGGAGAAUGGAAUCACAAAGGCCAAUUUUAUAUCCCCCAGGCUGUACAGUCCAUAG
Messenger RNA from Sclerotinia borealis F-4128, 1731 nucleotides. NCBI's taxonomy places the organism in Eukaryota, Fungi, Ascomycota, Leotiomycetes, Helotiales, Sclerotiniaceae. The record is from the annotation of a GenBank genome assembly.